Cucurbita moschata (crookneck pumpkin) is the source of this 875-nucleotide messenger RNA. Its product is annotated as rho GTPase-activating protein gacH. The transcript has 2 exons. The coding region runs from base 48 to 647 and encodes 199 amino acids. The record is from RefSeq and is a predicted model, not a curated record. Lineage: Eukaryota; Viridiplantae; Streptophyta; Magnoliopsida; Cucurbitales; Cucurbitaceae. Gene Ontology annotation, molecular function: protein binding.
CAUCUCCCAUUUUCUUUCUUUCCUUCUGGUUCCUUCAUUUGUUGUUCAUGUUCCUAAGCUUUGGUGGGUUAGUAAUGAGUACACCUCCAAAUAUGGCAACAAUCACAGCCGCCUUAGAACGCUCUCUUCAGAACUGUUCCUUAAGCCGCCGCCGCCGCCAUCAUGAUCAUCAUCACCAACAACAACAAGCCCCAAAUUCCUCUUCUUCUGAUCUUCUUCAACCUCCCACCACUUUGGACCUCAACUCCCAUAUCUCUCUCCCUUACCACUGGGAGCAGUGUCUCGAUCUAAAGACGGGGGAGAUUUACUACAUAAACUGGAGGAAUGGAAUGAAGGCGAAGGAGGAUCCGAGGCCUAUCACAGAAGAUCAUUAUAGUGAAGAUUACUAUUACUCGGAUGACGAUGACGAUGAGGAUAGCGACGAGUCGUCGACGGAGUCAUCGAAUAACAACAACGAGAACAAGAAGAACUAUGCAGCGAUGGAAGAACAGGAGGAAGAAGAAGAAGAGGAGGAGGAUGUGUUGGUGGUGGCAGGUUGCAAGAGCUGCCUAAUGUAUUUUAUGGUGCCAAAGCUGGUUGAAGAUUGUCCAAAAUGCAGUAAUGGUCAGCUUCUUCAUUUUGAUCGCUCUGAAAAUGAGAUUCCAUGAAUGACACAACUUUCCACUUGCUUUUCUUUCUGGGUUUUUUUUUGCUUUGAUUCAUGGGGGAAUGAGAGGAAGAAGAAGACAGAGAGAAACCCUUUUCAUUUUUGCCUUUCAAAUUGUUUCCAUGUGUAUUUGUAUUUGUCAGAAAAGGAGGCCAAUGGGUUUUGGUUUUGGUUUUGGUUUUGGUUUUGGCUUUGGCUUUUGUUUUUAUAAAUUUCUUCAUUUUUUGUU